AUGUAUGUCAGCAGUAGUUCCGAUGACGAAGACAUUGUAGUUGCCGCAUUAUUGGCCGAAGGAGAGAAAAAAAGAAGAAUGUGGGUUCAUCCCAUCAACCAGAAGAGAGCAAAUCUCGGAGAAUUCCAUCAUCUUUUCAGUGAUCUGAGAGAAGACGAGCACAAAUUUUUUCAAUAUUUCAGAAUGUCUCCUAGUAAAUUUUCAGAACUUCUCAAUAUUCUAGAACCUGCAUUAACAUUUCAAAACACUCCCUUCAGAAGAGCGAUUUCAAAAGAAGAGAGACUCGCUGUAGCAUUGAAGGUUUGCUCAAGUUUAAGCUUCCAGGCACUGGUCGACGGUGCGCUCACUUGUCCAGUCCAUCACGGCACGUUCCGAAUUUCGCCGGAUAGGAUCGGAGACCAGCAAUCCGUUCCGGCGCCGUCCGCUUCGGACUGA
This is a messenger RNA of Phaedon cochleariae (mustard beetle), 435 nucleotides long. The record is from the annotation of a GenBank genome assembly. Lineage: Eukaryota; Metazoa; Arthropoda; Insecta; Coleoptera; Chrysomelidae.